Messenger RNA from Electrophorus electricus (electric eel), 2819 nucleotides. Its product is annotated as KIAA0513 ortholog. The record is from RefSeq and is a predicted model, not a curated record. Lineage: Eukaryota; Metazoa; Chordata; Actinopteri; Gymnotiformes; Gymnotidae.
GCAUUGCCCUCUAGGAUCAACAUGGAGGGGCAUGCAGUGGAAAACCUCAUCGACUUCGAUGUGCCUUCCAGCGCUAAAGGAACAGUGCCUUCUGCUGUUGGUCCUCCUGGCUUUUUCUCAGCGCAGCCCCUCAUUCCAGAGCCUGUGUCAGCUCUGGGUCUUCCCAAGCCCGUGUCUGCCACAGCGACUGCGGACGGGCCGGGGGAAGGGGCAGACGAAAGCGACGCCACAGGGUCUGCGGACAGCGAGAACGAGGCUUCUGAUUCGCCCUCACACCAGUCACAUUCCCGACGGUCGUCUUCCUCAUCCAGUCACAGCGCCGAGGAGGCGGACGAGGCAGAGAGGCGGGAAUUCAUGAAGGCCUACGUGGAGAAGCUGUUUCAUGGGAGGCAGGACUUCGACCAAGAAGAGAAAGCGCGCUUUGGUGAGCUGUGUGGUGGUGAAAAUGGGAAAGGCAGGGAGUGGUUCGCCAAAUACGUGAGCGUCCAGCGUUGCAACUCUAAGCGUGUGAGUGAGCAGACGUUUUACAGAUUGGUGCAGUCUUUCGCUGUCGUCCUGUUUGAGUGCUACCAGAUGGACGACUACAGCCCUGCUAAGCACUUGAUGACCAUGUGCUUCACCUACUAUUACGUCGGGAAGCUGCAGCUGUCCCCCACGGAACUCCUUGAGAAGCCGAGUGCAGGCAUCGACUCGUACCUGCGCAGCGGGAAGGUCUGGCUCUCGGGCACCAAGGACAUGGCGGAGAAGCUGCUGAGAAGCACCACGGCGAAGACCGACGUCAAGAGCUUCUUUGGAGGUUUGGAGAGCAGGCUGAGAGGCCCCUCCACCCACAAGAGCAAUGAUCCAGAGAGCCCAGCAGAAGGGAACCCUAACACACCAGCGUCUCCAACCAUGCCACCAGAGAAGAAGGGAGGAGAGAAGAUUUAUUUGUACACGCACCUCAAACAGCAGCCAAUCUGGCACACCCUGAGGUUCUGGAAUGCUGCUUUCUUCGAUGCUGUGCACUGUGAGAGGAAUAAGAGGUCCCCCACCACCAGGCGGACGGCUGAGGAGGAGAAAGACGAGAGGGAAAAGUGGUGUCACAUGACCCAGGAGGAGAAAGAAGACAGCUCCAGGAUUGAUGAAAACAUCACUUUUGGGCAGCUGGGAACCUUCACCCAUAAUAUGCUGGCCUUUGGGCUGAGUAAGAAACUGUGUAACGACUUUCUGAAGAAGCAGGCAGUUAUUGGGAACUUGAACGAAGACCAGUACAAGCUGCUGAGUGACCAUAUCGAACAGAUGGCCGUGGAGUGAGACCCAGUACCCGGUCGCCUCUCGCCAACAUCUAGUCCUGCCCCAUCAGCUUCCAGAGGCCUGCUCAGACACCCCUGCCCCUGCUGUGCAGUGGGUCAUCCAGCGUGGCGAUUUUUAGCAUGCACAUCAGCUUCCACUGGGUCAGCCGUACCGCUGACUGUUCUGUCUCACGCAAUAAACAUACCAUGUAUAUAAUACUCACCUAGUAACCAGCCGAUUCUACACACUGCUGUUCAGCUCAAAUGCAUAAAGUGUCCUUUUUACUCAAGGAAAAACUCUAAAUCCCAGCAUUCCUUCACCUUUGUGAUUUUUACUUCCUGGUUAUCCUCACCAGAUGAGUUCAUUUGUGUUGUUAGGCGCCUGGUACUCUGGCCCAGCAACUUUUUACGGAGAUUAACAUUUAUGGCUUUUUUCAUUGUUUUAGCCUUUCCUUUUUUCUCCUCCCAACUAGCUCUCUCCGUUUGUCCAAAACUUGAAAAUCUGUUGUGACCCCCUCUGCGGUCCUGCUGACCAUUUCCAAGUGGAUUCUAGUCCGUCGUUGUUUGAAAUAUUUCCUCCUGCACCAUGCAUGUGCAGAACAGUGUUAAUACCUAUGUGUGUGUGUGUGUGUGUGUGUGUGUGUGUGUGUGUGUGUGUGUGUGUGUGUGUGUGAGCCUCAUGAACACAGAUUGUUGUAGCUCUGUUCAAAGUGCCUAUAAAGAUUUCCCUCUCUGAACUGUCCCUCCGCAGAACUGGAGAUAUAAGCUCGUGUCCACAUGUUGUCCUCCUGUCUCCUGGACGGCAGCGAGUGAGUCAUUAGGAUUGCACUAAUCUAAUCUCCCUGCAUGUCCCCUCUUGCUCUGUGCGUUUGCGGUUUUGAAAAUGAGACGUUUGUGAUUAGAUGGGGGUCAUUGUGAGCAUGACUUUUUCUAUUUUCGUGUUGUGCAUUGUCAGGUGUUCAGUGAGCAUGUCUCAGUGGGAUGGUGAAUAGAGUUGUAGCGUAGUAAUCCUUUCAGCCAACAGAGGGCGAUCAAACCACUCCUUUUCUCCUGCUGAGCCGGGGAGGAGAGAGUGAGAGUCUGAGAAAGAUGUGUGAAACGGUUGGAGGAAGACUCCUCCAGGGUCGAUAAAGCAUAUAUUCAUAAAGUUAAUAUAUACAGUUUGUAAAUACAAAGUUUUUUUAAUCACGGAAUGUUAUAGUUUGUAUUGAAUUUGAUGCAGAUUUGCAACAUGGCUUGUCAACAGGGAUCACUGGAUUGUUAACUUUUAAUUUAUGCUGUGUGUAAGUGCUGUUUUAUGCUGUGUAUGUGAUGUUAUAUGGUGUGCAUCGACAUUUUAAGGACGUUUUCGUAGUAAAAUGUGUACUUUGUAAAUCGUGAUGUAAUUCUUAAUGUAGUGUAUUUCAUUGUGAAUGGAUUAUUCUCUCAGAAUUAUAUUUUCCCAAAGUGCCCUCAAAUUCCCCGCUGGAAUGUACCACUCAGAAUAUGUUACCCCGUCUACACUAUGAAUAUUAUAUUGUGUUUAUAAUAAAAUUAUUAUUUUUUAAA